UUGCUUCUGUGUCUAUUUCUGUGGGUUGGCUUUGUUUUGUUUUUGUUUAUUUAUCUCGUUCUCUCAACAAUCUCGAGAUUGGCGUCUAUGAUAAAGACAGCAUAGGACCCCUUGUAUUUCAAGCUCUUCUCCUGCUUCGUGCUUUGCGAGAGAAAAAAAAGGGAAAAAAACCCAUUAUCUGAUGAAGGAGAGAGGAGGCUCUCCUGGAGGAGAGAGCCUGCCUGUGAUUGUGAACUCCAUCACCCAUCAUAACCAACAGCAACACCACCGCAACCGACGUCAACCAAGUAGGAGAUCAAAAACCAAAGACAAACCAACAAACUUUGUUCCAAGAAAGCCAGUAACGAGCUAGUGCUACACCCCCAUUUACAUUUUCUGUCAAAAAAAAGUAUAAUACUAAGAGAAACAUCAAAGACUCAGUCUGGGUGUGUCUUGUUAUUGGUUUUCUCAUCUUAUUUAUCGUUUUUGGGUGUGUUUUAAUGUGAAAAAAUGGCACUUUCCAUGCACAAAGAGUCACUGAAUAACAAACAGAUGGAUAGCAGCAAGUAUGUGAGGUAUACACCAGAGCAAGUGGAGGCUCUGGAAAGAGUUUACACUGAAUGCCCAAAGCCAAGCUCUUUGAGACGGCAGCAACUCAUUCGGGAGUGUCCUAUUCUCUCCAAUAUUGAACCUAAACAGAUCAAAGUCUGGUUCCAGAACCGCAGAUGUCGAGAAAAGCAGAGGAAGGAAGCAUCCCGCCUUCAGACAGUGAAUAGAAAGCUGACUGCCAUGAAUAAGCUUUUGAUGGAAGAGAAUGACCGAUUGCAGAAGCAGGUCUCCCAUCUGGUCUAUGAGAAUGGAUACAUGAAGCAGCAACUGCAGACCGCUUCUGCAACGACCACAGACAAUAAUAGCUGUGAGUCUGUGGUCAUGAGUGGUCAGCAUCAACAACAGCAAAACCCAACACCUCAGCACCCCCAAAGGGAUGCUAACAACCCAGCUGGUCUGCUCGCUAUUGCUGAGGAGACCUUGGCAGAGUUCCUUUCCAAAGCUACUGGAACUGCUGUCGACUGGGUCCAGAUGAUUGGGAUGAAGCCUGGUCCGGAUUCCAUUGGUAUUGUUGCUGUUUCCCGCAACUGUAGUGGGGUAGCGGCACGAGCCUGUGGUCUUGUGAGUCUUGAGCCCACUAAGGUUGCAGAAAUCCUCAAAGAUCGUCCAUCUUGGUUUCGUGACUGUCGAUGCCUUGAUGUAUUGGGUGUAAUUCCUACGGGAAAUGGUGGAACAAUUGAGCUCAUCUAUAUGCAGACUUAUGCACCUACAACAUUGGCUGCAGCACGGGACUUUUGGACUCUGAGAUAUACUACAAGCUUAGAAGAUGGCAGUCUUGUGAUAUGCGAGAGGUCGUUAACAUCUACUACUGGUGGCCCUACAGGGCCUCCUACUUCAAAUUUUGUUAGAGCUGAAAUGCUUCCUAGUGGCUUUCUCAUCAGACCUUGUGAGGGUGGUGGCUCCAUUAUUCACAUUGUUGAUCAUGUUGAUUUAGAUGUUUGGAGUGUUCCUGAAGUUCUCAGACCACUUUAUGAGUCAUCCAAAAUUCUUGCUCAGAAAAUGACGAUUGCUGCCUUGCGGCAAAUACGGCAAAUUGCACAAGAGACAAGUGGAGAAAUUCAAUAUGGUGGUGGUCGUCAACCUGCUGUUUUAAGGACUUUCAGUCAGAGACUUUGCAGGGGCUUUAAUGAUGCUGUCAAUGGGUUUGCGGAUGAUGGUUGGUCACUUAUGGGUAGUGAUGGUGUUGAAGAUGUGACCAUUAUGAUAAAUUCUUCAGGAGGCAAAUUUCUUGGGUCUCAAUACAACACCUCAAUGUUCCCGUCUUUUGGGGGAGGUGUACUAUGUGCCAAAGCAUCGAUGCUGCUUCAGAACGUCCCUCCUGCAUUGCUUGUUCGCUUUUUGAGGGAGCAUCGUUCGGAAUGGGCUGAUCACGGAGUUGAUACCUACUCUGUGGCUUGUCUUAAAGCUAGCCCUUAUGCGGUUCCUUGUGCAAGACCCGGUGGCUUCCCUAGUAGCCAGGUCAUUCUGCCUCUUGCCCAUACGGUGGAACAUGAAGAGUUCUUGGAAGUUGUUCGUCUAGAAGGCCAUGCAUUCACACCAGAAGAUGUAGCUCUGGCAAGGGACAUGUACUUAUUACAGCUAUGCAGUGGGAUUGAUGAAAAUGCAGUUGGUGCCUGUGCACAGCUUGUCUUUGCACCUAUUGAUGAAUCCUUUGCUGAUGAUGCUCCAUUGCUGCCAUCUGGAUUUCGAGUCAUACCCCUGGAUCCCAAGACAGUUAUGGAUGGGCCUGGAGCAACUCGGACAUUAGAUUUGGCUUCUACACUUGAAGUGGGUCCUGCUAGCAACCGCCCAGCUGGUGAUGGUGAGCCAAACAAUUAUAACCUCAGAUCUGUCUUGACUAUUGCAUUCCAAUUCACUUUUGAGAACCACAUGAGGGACAAUGUGGCUGCUAUGGCUCGCCAAUAUGUGCGUAGUGUUGUGGGAUCUGUUCAAAGGGUUGCCAUGGCUAUUGCCCCAUCAUGUCUUAGCUCCGAUAUGGGAUCAAAACCCCUGCCUGGUUCUCCUGAGGCUCUUACUUUGGCACGUUGGAUUUGUCGAAGCUACAGAAUUCAUACUGGAGGAGAACUCCUUCGAGUUGAUUCACAAGCUGAUGAUGCGUUACUGAAGCAACUGUGGCACCAUUCGGAUGCAAUAAUGUGCUGUUCAUUGAAAACAAAUGCAUCUCCAGUUUUCACCUUUGCGAACCAGGCUGGCCUUGAUAUGCUUGAAACUACUCUAGUGGCUCUUCAAGAUAUAAUGCUGGACAGGAUUCUUGAUGAAGCUGGCCGAAAGAUUCUCUGCACUGAGUUCUCAAAGAUCAUGCAACAGGGGUUUGCGUAUCUUCCAGCCGGGAUGUGUGUAUCUGGUAUGGGCAGGCCGGUGUCGUAUGAGCAGGCCAUUGCAUGGAAGGUUCUAAAUGAUGACAAGGCGAAACACUGUCUCGCCUUGAUGUUCAUAAAUUGGUCCUUCGUGUGAUCUAGUAGAUGUAUGGAAGAAAGAACUUUUAGGUAUCUAUCUUAUAAGUCACAUAUCUGGUUUUAGUACUUAAAAAGAAGAUGAUACGAUAUCAUGAAUGAAGUUAUUGGCAGGAUUUCAUGAAUGCUUGCAUCUUUAUAUGAAUGGUUGGAUGUUCGAUGACGUGAUUCAUCUUAUCUUUGUCCAUCUGAUGUCCUUGUGAGUUGGUUUGUAUCUCAAUUCUCAAUCAAAUUGGAUAUUGUUGGGAGUGAGAUAAACAGCAUCGGGACCUGCUUGCUAGUUUUGUUGGCCUGGUUUGGUUUGGUUUAGUUUAUUGGCACUGCCAAGUUUGCUUGUGUAUCUGUUGGAAUAUUUCAUUUCCCCAAUACGACAUGUUUCAAUGUCAUUACGCUCUUUCUAUGUUCUAUAAUACAGCCAAUUCCCAUUCCAAGUUAUAAAAGCAUUUUGACUUAGACAACUAGAUUGUCGCAUGAGCCUGGUGAUUGGGAAUAAGCAAAAAUGAAAAGGGAUUUCUGGUCUCCAAGAGUGGUUUGUCGUUUGUUAUAAAUGAGUCAUUCAUACCAGAAGGUUCUUAAAUUUUGUGAUAGGCUUUUUCAGGCUACUGUCCAUUGUCAAAGAAGGAAGGUGAAAAAGUAAUGGCAAAACAAGCAGCUGGAGGGCAUUUAUAUGAAUGGCAAUGGCAAAGCAAAUAGCAUCUUGGCUGGCCAUAUCAUAGCAUAGCAGAGCAGGGCAGGCAAAUAUCUUGUCUACUAAAUGAAGAAAAGAUAUAUCUUGUCAUUCAUGUCUGUCU
Messenger RNA from Durio zibethinus, 3832 nucleotides. Its product is annotated as homeobox-leucine zipper protein ATHB-14-like. The record is from RefSeq and is a predicted model, not a curated record. Gene Ontology annotation, molecular function: DNA-binding transcription factor activity; lipid binding; DNA binding. Lineage: Eukaryota; Viridiplantae; Streptophyta; Magnoliopsida; Malvales; Malvaceae.